GGCGGGACUGCCGCGUGAGGCGAGCGUGCCUGCCUGCCUUGUGCGCGCGCCGCCCUCUUGCGGCGGCGCCGCGGCGCGUGGCGCUUGAGGUGUGUUGCGCGCCGCGGGCGCCGCUCCUGCCUUCUCUCCACGACCCACUCCUCCUUCGUCACACCCCUCACACUCACACCUCACCAUGUCCUUCAUGCCCGCUCUGCGCUCGCGCGCAUCUGUGCUGCCGCGCAUGGCCUCGGCCUCGCGCGCCUUUGGCUCGUCGGCGCCGCGCGCCCUCGCCUCGCCUGCCGAGCAGCAGGCGCAGGCCAGUGAGGGCGGCAACCCCAACAAGCCGGCCCACUACAAGGAUGUCUCCAUCUACCGCUGGAACCCCGAUGAGCCGUCGUCGAAGCCGCGCCUGCAGACCUACAAGGUCGACCUGAACUCGUGCGGCCCCAUGAUCCUCGACCUGCUCAUCAAGGUCAAGAACGAGAUGGACCCGACGCUCACCUUCCGCCGCUCGUGCCGCGAGGGCAUCUGCGGCAGCUGCGCCAUGAACAUUGACGGUGUCAACACGCUCGCGUGCCUGUGCCGCAUUGAGAAGGCCGGCGAGACGAAAAUUUACCCGCUGCCGCACAUGUACGUGGUCAAGGACCUCGUGCCCGACCUGACGCAGUUCUACAAGCAAUACCGCUCCAUCGAGCCCUUCCUCAAGGCCGCCAGCACGCCCGCCGACGGCACGGAGCACCGUCAGUCGCCCGAGGAGCGCCGGCGGCUCGACGGCCUGUAUGAGUGCAUUCUCUGCGCAUGCUGCUCGACGUCGUGCCCGUCGUACUGGUGGAACUCGGACGAGUACCUCGGCCCUGCCGUGCUCAUGCAGGCGUACCGCUGGAUGGCCGACUCGCGUGACGCCCACGGCGAUGCCCGGCGCGAGAAGCUCGAGAACAGCUUCUCGCUCUACCGCUGCCACACGAUUCUCAACUGCACCAAGACGUGCCCCAAGGGCCUCAACCCCGCCAAGGCCAUCGCCGCCAUCAAGAGCGACAUGGCCUUCGGCCCGCCGAAGGACGACGCCAAGCGUCCCGUCGUCGCUGAUGCCUGAGGCGCCCGCCCGGUGCAGGCCUGAGCUGGUGUCCCGUCGGACCUGAUCGCGUGCGCGCGCCGUCUCUUUCUCCUCUGAUCUUUUCUGUACGGCAUCGG
Tilletiopsis washingtonensis is the source of this 1173-nucleotide messenger RNA. Its product is annotated as succinate dehydrogenase iron-sulfur subunit. Gene Ontology annotation, cellular component: mitochondrial membrane. Bases 176 to 1075 code for a protein of 299 amino acids. NCBI's taxonomy places the organism in Eukaryota, Fungi, Basidiomycota, Exobasidiomycetes, Entylomatales. Gene Ontology annotation, molecular function: 2 iron, 2 sulfur cluster binding; electron transfer activity. Gene Ontology annotation, biological process: respiratory electron transport chain; aerobic respiration; tricarboxylic acid cycle. The transcript is spliced from 4 exons. The record is from RefSeq and is a predicted model, not a curated record.